Messenger RNA from Thrips palmi, 822 nucleotides. Its product is annotated as keratin-associated protein 19-2-like. The record is from RefSeq and is a predicted model, not a curated record. The transcript is spliced from 2 exons. Lineage: Eukaryota; Metazoa; Arthropoda; Insecta; Thysanoptera; Thripidae. Bases 103 to 642 code for a protein of 179 amino acids.
AGGACGCUGCGGGCCCCAAGCCCGGCCACGUAUAAAGGCCAGGGGGAGCUUUCUGGACGGCAGAGGAUCCAGCACCACCGACUCGGGAACAGCGCACUCGCCAUGGCCAAGUUCACGGUGAGCUCGGAGAUGAUGAUGGCGCUGAUAGCGCUCGCCGCCAUGGUGUCCGCGGCGACCGCGGGCCCCGCCUUCCCCGGGCCCCCCGUCUCCUUCGACAUCCCCAUCACCACCCAGGCCACCCCCAACGGACAGGUCUCCGGCGAUCAGCAGCAGCAGGUCGCCGACGUCGUGGCCUCGUCGGACGCCGAGCCCUCCGUCCAGGACACCGUCGUCACCGCGGAGGAGGCUCCCGGCGCUGGCCUCUCCGCCGUGGCCUCCGAGGGCGAGGGCGAGCUGCUGGGCGGGUCUGAGAGCCGCUACCGCCACCACGGCUACGGCGGCGGCUGGGGACGUGGCUACGGCGGUUGGGGCGGCUACGGCGGCGGCUACGGCGGCUGGGGCGGCUACGGCCGCGGCUACGGCUGGGGAGGACGCGGCUACGGUGGCGGCUGGGGCGGCUACGGCGGCUGGGGCGGCUAUGGCUACGGCGGCGGCUGGGGCGGUUACCGCCGUGGUUGGGGAGGCUGGGGCGGCUGGUACUAGGACCAGUCACAGACUCAACUACCAUCCCCUACUUUGAACCCGAGUAUGCUCACCGCGCCCAGGACAACGUUCUGCGUUUUGUGACGCUUGAGUCGACGUGGCUCCGAGAUCGAGAGAUGAUUAACUUUGAUUUGACUGUCACAAGACGUGAAAUAAAUUUUCUUCCUUUCCUGUCCAAAA